Oryzias melastigma (Indian medaka) is the source of this 5154-nucleotide messenger RNA. RefSeq lists its product as uncharacterized. The transcript is spliced from 7 exons. NCBI's taxonomy places the organism in Eukaryota, Metazoa, Chordata, Actinopteri, Beloniformes, Adrianichthyidae. Gene Ontology annotation, molecular function: zinc ion binding. The record is from RefSeq and is a predicted model, not a curated record. Bases 2507 to 3520 code for a protein of 337 amino acids.
GUAAUGUUUUUGAGGACGAUGAAUCAGCUGCAGCAGAACAGGUGAGGCAAAACAAGACUAUUUUCACAAUUAUUUUACAACUUUGUUAAAUGUUUAGUGUAUAAAAUGUAACGCAACAGGGAUUUAAAAAGAAAAAACCUUUAAAAAUGUAUUUUAUUAUACAUUUUUGAGUAAACAAACAGUUUUAUGUAAAGUUACACAAAAAAGCUGCUACAUUAGUUCAACUCAACAUAACUUUUACUUUGUAAUUAAUCAUGUUAAACCCCCAAACCAGUUGAAUUUAGGAAAUUAUCAAAGUGUUUCAUGACUAGUUAGUUAAUAAAAAUGUAUUCCUGAAAAACCAGGCAUUUCAUAAUCAGGAACUAGAAGCAGCUACGAUGUCGACAGUUUGGAUUUUAAGCCAUUUCUCCUGAUUAUGUGCCAAUAACUGAUGAAAUAUUUAAAUAUACCUAAAGUUGUGUCAGAUUAAAUAGUUCCUUAUUAUUAUUGCUUGUCAAUUUGUUGUUUUUUUAUGUGAAUUUCUAAAGUAUUUAAGAAAAUUUGAUUUGUUACUCAACCAAAACAAAAUAGAGUUAGUUUUCCAAUUUGUUCCAUAACAUAUUUUCUGGGCCUCAUAUAGCUAUUGAUUUCUUUAAAAGUACUUUAGUGUUGAGAUUUAAGUAACAAUAACCAUGUAGCAUCUAAUUUACUUUCAAUGUUUAUUCAUUAUUUUGGGUACUUUGGACUUUUAAAUUAAUUAUCUGUUUAAUUUAAGAUAAUUCUAAGUUUAAACAAACAGUUUCUAAUUGUUUUCCCAACUAUCUUGUCAAAUUAUUUAAAGUUUCUUUUAAGAAAAGAAAAAAAAAACUAAUUUCCUAAUUUGAUUGUUGUAAUUUAUCAGUAAAACUUUGGACUAUAAAUUUACUAGAAUUCUGCUGUUUUUUUCUGCUUUUCACAGAAAUGAAAGUAAACAACUUCUUUGAUUAACAUUAGAAAUCAACAAACAAACCUGUAUACAGAUUUAGUGUUAUGACGAAUUGAAAAACUUUUAAGAUCUAUUAACAACAAGUUAAGUCAUGUGAUUCAGCCACAGAUUCUUCAAGUUCUCCCACUUAAAGAUUAGAUUUUUUUAACUGUUGGAAACAAAAUGAGAAAGUAAGGUAAAAGAUUUCAGGAAAUCCUGCGAUUUUUUUUUUCUUUUUUUUUUUUUAAGAAUUCGCUUGUAAAUGGUGAAGAAAAUCAGUAUUUGGUCAAAACAAAAGUUACUUUUGUUGUCAAUGAUGAAUAUCAAAGAUUUCCUUUACCAGGUUUUCACACACUGUAGCUGCUAUUUUGGUCCAUUCUCCCAUGCAGAUCUUCUCAAGAGCUGUGACAUUUUGGGAUUGUUCCUGGAACACAGAAUUUCAACUCCCUACAAAGAUUCUUUGAUGGAUUGGGGUCUGAAGACUGGCUAGGCCACUCUAGAACCUUGAAGUGAUUUUAAUGUAGCCACUCCUUCGUUAGUUGGAUGAUGUGUUUAGGGUCAUUGUCAAAGGUGGGAAAUCUAGCUAGACAAUUAGUGAUCUCACAGAUGGGAGGAGGUUUUUGCCCAGAAUCUAACCACACAUCAUUAGUUCUUUCUGUACAGACGAGUUGUUCUGUCCCAUUUGUAGGAAAACGGCCCCAAACCAUGUUGUUUCCACCUCCAUGCUUCACAGUCGGUAUGGUGUUCUUGAGAUGUAACUCAGCAUUCUUCCCCCUCCAAUUACGGCAAGUGAGAUUCUCCCAAUCCAGCUCAGGAUAAUCCAGAUGGUUUCUGGAGAACUGUAGAUAGGUCUGGAUACAUGCUGGUUUCAGGAGGACCUUUUGGUAAACUGCAGGAUUUGAAUCCAUGACAGUGGAGUCUGUUACUGCACCGUCAUGGAUUACGAAGGUUUACUGCGGAUCACCAUAACGACCACAGUAACAAAGGUUCAGUCAUCAUGGACGAUUGAAACUUUGUGACUGUGGUUCCAUCUCUCUUCCGGUCAUUGACCAGUUCCUCCGUGGAAUUCUAGGGUGUUCUCAAUAUAAUUUGUACGCCACCAGAUGUGAUCUUUCAUGGAGCCCCAGGUGGAGAGAGAUUGUCCAUGAUCCUGUAUUUCUUCCAUUUUCUAAUAAUUUCUCAAACAGUUGAUUUCUUCUCACCAAGCUGCUUGCUUGUUGUAGAUUGCUUCAUUACAGUCUUGUUCAGGUACAGAAUCUUGUCCCUGGUGUCCUUCGACAGCUCUUUGGUCUUUAGUGGAGAAGCUUCAAUCUGGCUGCUUGAGGGUGUGGACAGGUGUCUUUUAUACAGAUAACCAGUUCAAACAGACAACACUGAUGCAGUGAAGGAUUUAAGCACUUCUUAAAAGGAGAAGUAAAAGGUCUGUAAGAGACAAAAUUCGUCUCUAUAGUGAACAUCACAGGCUCAUCUUUUUAAAAUGAAUAACUUGUAGAAUCUCCAAAAUCCUGCGUCAUAGGUUGGUUGGUGUCUCUAAAUUGCAUCUACGUGGGAAUGUGAGUCUGUAUGUGGCCCAGUAGUGAGGUGUUAAUGUGUUCAGGGUGUACCAUCCCUUCGCCCAUAUGUGGCUGUAACCCUACGCCCCCGAAAGGGAACUAUCACUAUCUACUUUUCUCUGCUCCUUCUCUCUGUUUAGGUGUCACCAUGAAUUCACCCAAUGGCGAGGCCACCAAAAUUUCCAUGGAGUUGAAGGACAUUUCUUUAAAGAUUCAACAACUUCAGGAAAAGAAGAAGAUUAUGCAGAUUUUUCUGGAGAUAAGGAACCGCACAAACUUUGGCCAAACAGAAGAAGCAUACGCCAAAAAGAAACAAAUCAAGAUUAUUGACGAUGAACUGCGACAGCUCAGAGAGAGGCAGGCUGAGUUGCAGAAACGGUUGAAGGGCAUUUCAGCUGUCACAGGCAGAGAUGACCAGAAAGAAGAAGCAUACACCAGACAGAAACAGAUGAACAUUAUUGGGAAUGAACUAAGACAUCUCAGAGGGAGGCAGGUUGAGCAGCAACAAACGUAUGAGAACAACUCACCUGUCAGAAACAGAAAUGACCAGAAUGAAGAAGUAUACGGCCAAGAAACACAGAUGAACAUUAUGGGCAAUGAACUGAAACAUCUCAGAGAGAAGCAGAUGGAAUCGUUUGAGAGGACCUCAGCUGUCAAAGACGGAGACGACCACAAUGAGAUGGCAGCCGACCCCACAAGACAGGAGGAAAAGAGGAAUGCUGCUGAGAAAAAAGUUGUCUUUGUUGAGGCUCCGCCUCCGUACCCAGCUCCUUCUGUGAUCCUGGACAUGAGUAAACUUCCACCUGAACCCAGCAGGACUCAGUGCCCCGAGUGUCAGCAGUUUGUAGUGACUGAGACCGUUACCUCCGUCAGUAGCGUGACCUGGCUGGUGUGCGUGAUGUCAGCUAUGCUUUGCUGUGUGGCCGGUUGUUGCCUCAUUCCUUUCUGCUCCGACAAGUUCAAGUCCAUCACACACAAAUGUCCAAAGUGUCGGACGUCCAUCUCGACCCUGAAAAAGCUCUGAACGGAGGUGUAGACUUUAUGGAAAUGAAGCGAAAGAGCCACGAAUGACUUUAGACGUUCGUUCAACUGAUGGAAAAAACAAAUAAACCAAAGAAAUGUGAAAAGAGGACAUUGUACUAUGUAGCUCAACAUAUAUUUAAGGAAAUUAUUGAAGUAAAAGGAGCUUUGGGGUAAAAUGGUGGACUGAAAUGCAUCUCCUUUGGCUCUUAGAAUGAACAGACCCUUCUGGAUUAAAAGAGCUUCUUCAAAUAGACUUUCUUUUAUAGCAAGAGAUCUAUCAUCGCCUGUUUCCGAAACACAGAUUAAGUUAACAGCACUUUUACUCGUCCGCCAUCUGUCCUGGACUGCUCCAUCCUCCGUGACCUCUGGAUGUCUUUCCGCCUUUGUGCUUUUGCUCAUCCUCCACAAACGCUGGGUUUUCUCUGUACUUGCUCCAGAUGUUAAACAGCGCUGACAGAGAGCAGUUAACAUCUUUUGCCGCACUCCCGUGUGCAGAAUUCUCCUUCUGGAGGAGUUAGUAUUAAUGUUUUCCGCGCUUCCUGCCAGGCCGCCAAGUGCAACAGCUUGUAGAGGUCGGUGAGCGCUUCCUUUAAUCUGAUGACUGACUUAUUUGUAAAUUUAGUUCGUUCCAGACAUUUGAUUUCCAUCAGUUUUUUUCUAUGAAAUUUAAAAAAAUAGAUGAUUUUCCCUUUUUUAUUCUUACUUUUGAACAAACAUCCUCCAUAAUUAUGCAGGUUUAUUUUAGAGAAUAAAAGAAAUGUUUAUCAUUUUGAAUAAGUUGAGUGUGGAAACAUGAGCCUCAGUGCAAAUAUAUGUUUACCUGUAUGUUCAAACUGGACAGACGACUAUUUAAAUCAAUCUGUGACUGUAAAUACACCAAAAAUCUGAUUUAGUUUGAAUGAUAUAAACAUUUAUUUCUCUUAUAAAAUUCAUAAUUGCACUUUUUUUUUUGUUUUUCCUCGUUUUUUAACAACCUUUAAAGAAAAGUUGGUGAUGCACAAAUGCAUCCCAAACUGAUUUCUGUAUGUACAAAACAACUACUCAUGUAUAAAAAAUUAUAUAAAUAUAAUACUUGUAUAUUGUCUACAAAGUAUGAAAUACAAUGCUUUUGGUUUGAAGUACACAAAUGAAGAGACAAAGCAUUUCUAAUUCCAGCACAUAACCCUUUCAGGAAACUCACAAUCAGACAUUGAGCUACAGAAACAAAGAAGAAAAAAAUCACUCUUUUCACCGUAAAGUGACUCAGUUCAUACUAUUCCAGAGACUAAAAGUAAUUGCUUCAAAGACAGGAAACAGAAGAAAAUCUAAAACACUGAAGUGCGUGAUGUUUUUCUCCACCGUUAGUGUUAAAUUCGUUGUUUUUCUCAAAUAGAAAAUAACCUUUUCAGGAUAUGUCAAACUAAAUGUGACCACCAGAGGGCGCCAAAGCACAAAACAAGAGGCUACCAGUUGAGAAAUAGUUUAAAUUUGUUUUUGUGGAUAUUCUUUUUCCUUUAACUCUGUGAACAUGGACCAUAAAAGAAAAAAAAAGAAAAACACAAAUAAAAUAAAGUCACUUCAGAAGUAAAUCUGUCAGAAUUCAGCGAUUCUUGUAAUUGAAGUGAAACUAGAGAUCUUUAGAAAAAUAAAAAAAAA